UGCUCAUCCUAGACUGUUCCUAAUAGCAACUUGAAAGAACCAAGAUGAAGCCAAGAUGAAGGUCCAAUCUUCUUCGCACUGUUGUCUAAGGAACUAGUGGACAUCCUGGUUACUCAGGACCUCAGGCUGGCUGUCCAGUCCCACCAGCCAUCUAUGCUGAUGAAGACCCAGCCUUCUUUAUUACCCAAAGUCAGCCAGAAUCUCACCAGCCAGGUGGACCUGCUGUGACCCCAUGGAUUUCAGCUCCACCUAUUCUGAAGUGCCACCUGGAUUGGAAUAUUUAAUUCAUAUAGAUCACAUUCUGAUUCACCAGCAGUUCGAGUUUGUGGAAGCCAUUUUAGGUUUUGAAACAGCUAACAAAUACAAAAUUCAGAACCAACUUGGGCGGAAGGUUUACUACGCAGUAGAGGAGUCUAAUUUCUGCACACGCAAUUGCUGUGGGAAUUGCAGGAGUUUCUCCAUGAGGAUUCUUGAUAACUCAGGUCGCGAAGUUAUAAAUUUGAAUCGACCACUAAGAUGUAGGUCUUGUUUCUGCCCCUGCUGCCUCCAGAAGAUAGAAGUCCAAGCUCCUCCUGGUGUGCCAAUAGGUUAUGUUGUUCAGACCUGGCACCCAUGUCUUCCAACAUUUACAAUUCAAGAUGAGAAAAAACAGGCUGUUCUAAAAAUUGUUGGCCCAUGUAUCACGUGCAGCUUUGGAGGAAAUAUUGAUUUUGAGAUCAUGUCUCUUGACGAAAAAAAUGUGAUUGGUAGGAUUUCUAAGCAUUGGUCUGGUUUUCUGAAGGAGUUACUGACAGAUGUGGACAGUUUUGGGAUCCAGUUCCCACUAGACCUUGAUGUGAAGAUGAAGGCUGUCUUGCUCGGAGCAUGUUUCCUCAUUGACUUCAUGUUUUUUGAAAGCGGUAGAGGCCAGAGACCACAUCUACAAUUUUUUUACUGAAUCAAUGACUGUGUCCUUAGACAAUGUGAAGCCGGAACGUUAAGACUAAAAGAAAAGAUGGUUUUUUUUUUUUUGUUGAAGUCAUGCAUCUAUCCUUGAAUUAAACUAGGAUGUGCACAACUCCACUGUCAUAUGA
Molecule: messenger RNA, 1073 nt
Organism: Myodes glareolus (Bank vole)
Lineage: Eukaryota; Metazoa; Chordata; Mammalia; Rodentia; Cricetidae
Source: RefSeq, a predicted model, not a curated record